Eruca vesicaria subsp. sativa (arugula) is the source of this 1506-nucleotide messenger RNA. NCBI's taxonomy places the organism in Eukaryota, Viridiplantae, Streptophyta, Magnoliopsida, Brassicales, Brassicaceae. The record is from the annotation of a GenBank genome assembly.
CAGGUUUCGUAUCAAUUCAUAAGUCUCCCUCUUUCUCUCUGUGUUUUGUUUUCAAAUUCUCUUUCUCAGUUUGAUUUUAAUUUUGAUUGCAGAAAUCGUCAAAGUUAGUAACUUUGUGUCUGAUCUUUGUGGAGAUUCACCUCUUUGUGUCCCGAUCAUGGCCGUCGCUGAAAAUGCUGGUAUCAAGGUUGACUCUUCUGCUCAGAACUUAGACAACAACAACAACAACACUGCUUCUUCAGCAGCCGACACAAAGCCGCCUUCAUGUCCUGAUGAUCAGAGCCCUAACUCCGAUUCCUCCUCCCUUGACUCAUCGGAUUCUCCGACUCCAGAUUCCGACGACCGGACCAUUGAGAUUGCCCCAAAGGGUCAGACUCAGACCACUCCAAAUGGUGGAGGGAGUCUCAAGAGUGAGAUCAAAGAUUUGUCUGAUGCGUUCUCUAAGCUCAACCCCAUGGCGAAGGAGUUUGUUCCUCCUUCACUUGCUCGAACUCAAUCUGGGGGUUUCAGAAAUGGAUUCGGGUUUACUAACAAUUUUGCAGAUGGGAGCGAUCAUCUUGCUCGAAGGAGAAGGAGCUUUGGCCAAGGGAAGAGAAGAAUGAACAAAAGAACUAGCUUGGCUCAGAAGGAAGAUGUCAUCAGGAGAACUGUAUAUGUCUCUGAAAUUGAUCAACAGGUUACCGAGGAGAGCCUCGCAGGUGUCUUUGUCAACUGUGGACAGGUUGUUGAUUGCCGUGUUUGCGGUGAUCCAAAGUCUGUCCUCCGUUUUGCAUUUGUUGAAUUCACCAAUGAAGAGGGAGCUAGAGCUGCUUUGAGCAUGUCUGGAACAUUGCUUGGUUUUUACCCUCUUAAGGUGCUUCCUUCCAAAACCGCUAUCGCCCCUGUUAACCCAACAUUCCUUCCCCGGUCUGAGGUUGAGCGUGAGAUGUGCGUGAGGACUGUUUACUGUACCAACAUUGACAAGCGGGUUAGUCAAACUGACUUGAAAGGCUUCUUUGAAAUGCUUUGUGGAGAGGUUCAUCGUCUGAGGCUUGGAGACUAUCACCACCAAACCCGCUUCGCUUUUGUUGAGUUUGCCAUGGCGGAGAGUGCAAUUGCUGCUCUUCACUACAGUGGUGUUGUAUUGGGAGCACUCCCAAUAAGGGUAAGCCCAUCAAAGACACCAGUAAGGCCGCACCUUCACCGCGAUGAGUGCAAAUGAAAUGAUGGCAAAGCUCUUGCUGGAGAUCCCAAAAGAUAUAUAUAUAGAAAAAGAGAGAGAAAGCAUGUGGAGAAGUCUAAAGAAGAAGAAGGUAUUUGAGGCGUUUUAGUCUUUUAUUUUUAAGUUAACUUCCCAGUCGCAGCAGAGCCUGCCCGGUAUCUUUGAACAACUUUUAUCUUUAACUUUCUCCUACUUUCUUUAAGUCUCCAGAAACAAAGAUUGGCUUCGUUUUUUUCUUUUGUUAUUGUUAUUGUCCAAGUACCCUUUUGGAUAUUUUUAUUGAACUAUCUAAGACAUUUGGAGCA